CGUGACUGUCGUGGCCCCGGAUGUUGUACCGUUUGGCAGGUUGCUUGGACAAGACGUGGGGCGCACGAUCCUACUAUGACAAGGAGAAUUGUACUCGAAAAGUAAAAAUAACCGAGUAGCUAACUUGAAUAACCGAGUAUCUGAGAAGAUUACUCUCUGGGAUACUCGGUUAUUUCAGUUUUUCGUUUACUCAGACGCCGAAUAAUGAAAUGAGGCUGCUCGAUCUCAGUGGAAGACCACUGCGUGCGGGUCUCCUUGAAGAGUAUGAGUAGUACACAACUGUUUCCUUUCAUAUUUACGUCUGCUACAAGAUAAAGGAAUCCGCUAUGUGCCUCGGCGACGUGUGGAGAGCAUCGUAUCGGAUUUCGAUAAGGACCUGAUCCACAGCGCCUUUGUUCCAAAAUCAGACUCAAAGAUUAAGGCCACAACUAUCAAAAAAGGAUCCUCUUCUUCUACUUCUAUCUUAUCACACAUUCAAAAACAGUCAUAGAAUAUCCUCUGCUUAAUUAUUACAGAUUAAGGCUACAACUGUCAUUGUCAAAGCAUCCUCAGUGAUAAGUGUACAAGCCUAGUAUGUGUAGACCAAAGUAUCCUCACACACCUCACAGUGAUAUUAAGUGUACAAGUCUAGUUUUGGAAACUUCCCUGAAAUGCUGAGCAUUAGUUCUACUAAUCCAAGUGCAGGUUCUGCUCCAGGUGAAGGCACAGAGGUUCGCGGUGUUUUGAUAAGAGCCGGUCCCAGAGGUGGCACAGGCACAGCCCAGACAGUCAGCGUCGAUCAGGAGUUCAUUCCUUGCGAGCUCGUAGUCGUAGGUGCUGGAAUUUUGCCAAACACUGAGUUCACAAAGCAUAGUGGCAUCAGAAUAUCGCAGUCGGAUAAGUCGAUUUUGGUAGAUCCGUUUUACGGUCAGUAUCCAAUAAAUAGCAUCAUCUACUAACUAGUUGUAGUAGAUUUCUACUAUCCAGAUCCACACUGUCAUUUUGUUGAGAAGCAUCCGUGCUGCGACACUCAUUUGGAGAAGGAAAGAGAGGUCCAACCAGGAUGCGCUCCGAGGUGGAUUUGUCUAAUCCCUCCUGCGAACGAACAAGUGUGACGUCUUUGCCGCAGGAGACGUGGUGACGACUGUGACACCAACAUCGACGGAAGAUGCUACGAAAGACCCUGCUUCCUCUAGCACGUCUUCUAUUAAGGCUCUCCAAUGAAUAUAAUAUUUGUUUCAUUUCUAUAGCAAAGAAGUCAACAUCUUGCUGCUCUUUUAUCCUUCUAGUAGACAUUUUUCUGAAGAAAUGAAGGGAAGCAGUGAAAGAAAUGCUUUGAGCUCCCUCUACUAAUUCUAGACGCAUAGAACAUUGGGGUUUCGCGCAGUCACAUGGUCGUCUAGCUGCGCGAUCCAUGAUGGAUCUGCGACCACUAGAGUGUGGUGAAGUAGUGCCCUUCUUCUGGACCGUUAUAUGUGGGCGCACACUGAAGUACGUGGGAUACAUUUCGUUAAGAGUUCUUGGGUGGGUCGUCGUGUCGAUAGUUGUUCCUCUUUCCCAUGUCUAGCAUUUUGAUUACGUAUCAAAGACUACCUGGGAGUAGUAGUAGUAGUAUUUCGUAAUCCACAUACUUGAUGAGAACUUGGUUUGUGACAUAAACAAGAAGUAUCAUCUUUGUGAUUAAGAAGGUGAAGUACUACCGUCUACUUGGGAAUACCCCGGCUGGUCACCGGGGUCCCAUAGGGACAACACUAACGCGCGAAACAUCGAAAGAUGACCUGCGCACUCCGAUGCCCUUAACGGGUCGGGGCAUGGAUGCCUUACGCUUACUGCCGCAACGGUACGGCCGAGCUGUCUGGUGCCGCGAACUGCGGUGCGAUACUUUCUCCCCUCCCUGGCUGGGAGGGUCUCCAAUGGAGCCAUACUUUGGCCGUUGCUGCGCAGGGACCUAUCGCUCUCUGGGUCCUGUCGACGUUGAGAGUACCCCGGCUUCAUGGUCGACAGCGUCUGUCCACGUUUCCUGGUGCCUGCGGCGAUGCUUCCCUCUCUGUCUUGAGCCUUGUGUGAUCAUUAUUGCCACUGGGCAGGCUCUGCUCUCGUUUAUGUGUCUGUCCUUGAGUGACGAGAACCGCCAUUCUGCUCCGAGGGAGUUCGUCCACAGUGUUUGAGAGUACCAAAAAAGACGACCGAAAAAAGUAGGGUACAUUUUCGGUCGAUGUUUUUCGUUCCGGCCCUUGAGAUGAGAAGAUACCCACGUCUGUCGUACUACGGUGAAGUGCCUUCUGGUGAGAGUUACUCUGGAUGAUCGUCUGUUCUCUGAGAGAAGAAGCUGCUACUGUUGAGGAGAAUCGUGUCUGUUCUGAGUGGGUCCGCGAGAACCUCUGUGCGAGAGACUACGCGUGCCUCUGUCCUCUGAGCCUUUCUUCUGGUAGAGAUGACUCCUGGGGAGAGUCGCUGAAGUUGCGCCUUCAGAUUCUGCGGGGUGGCCGCCGUGGUUUGGAGUUCUGCUCGCAAGUGACACAUCUCCGCCCUACCUCGACAGAAUGCAUGCAUGGUUUUUCCUCCUCUGCCUCCUUUGAGUAGAGCCUUCACAUCACCUCGUUACACUUAGUCACUUAGUACCUUUCUCCUCUUCUUUUCCUAGUAUUGUUCUUGGUCGCACCUGUUUCUCUGGUAUCGUAGAUCUCUCUCUUGGCUCGUCUCCCCGGAAAAACGCGAUGGAUCCGAAUGCGUACCCGUCCAGCGGGCUGCACCAUGCAUGGGGUCCGCUACAGGGGGCCUCCACGGGGCAUCCGUGGUGGUCUCGUCCAAACAUGCCUCCGACCCUCGUGCCCCCGCUUCCGCACGGUUUCUCCACCCUCCCUCUACCGGUGCCGCCGAUCUUCCUGGUUCCUGGAGUUCCGCCACCACUUCCGCCUACCUUGGCUCCAGCAACCCCCGCUUCGACGGUUCCUCAUGCUCCCUUGGUGCGGGCGCCACCUAUGGAAAGCUGGAUGUCUCACAUGCAGACGAGUCUCCCGGCAGCUCCGGCAGGACCUGCUCAGUCCGACACCAUCCGCCCGACGAGACACCUAAGGGGGCUCCGCCUGUAUGAACAAGAUCGUCCUGCGCGUGACUCGCGAUCUCGGAGUCGUUGCCGAGGACGCAGAAGACGCUCUCUGACGCCUGUUACACGUGCCUGCUCCCGGAGUGCUCCCCGACGGCGGUGUCGAGAUGAGGAGAGGCUACGACCGGGCACACCUGACCGUGGACCACGAGACGGCGAUCGGCCUCCGCGACGGCUACCCGGCAGGGAAAAGGCCCGCGUACGAUCCCGCAGCGAUUCCCGGCGGCGGCGCCGAGCGUCAAGCACUCCCUCUGAUCGCAGGGGGGCGCGUCCUCGGGCCGACCCCUCCCCUGACCACCGCAGAGGUCAGCCUCGCUCACUGCACCGCGCUGGGGAGUUGGAUCCUGUCCCUGCUGACACCCGACGCGACGCGAACGACGAGACGACGAGUGCCUCCGAGACCAAACCGCGCCCUGCUCGGUCCGAGGUCUGGAAGUACCUCCGAGUGGAACAGCCUCAACACGCUGCGGCCGUUGCGAAACUCCUCCGUGCGAAGUUCGGCCUGGAGAAGAAAGCGGCGAAGAAGGUGCUGGGCUGCUCCUUAGGAAAAGCGUCUUCAUCUGUCAAGCCUCCGCGGGAGCAGCAACAGGAGGUCUUACCUACGGCGGGAGAGGCCCUCGCGCCUCCGCCGGCUCGACGCUGGCCGAAGGGGAGCGGGAAAGGAGCCCCGAUCACUCCUAGGGGAAAGCGCCUGUACUUGGAUCGCCUUGCGCGUGAAGCUGAAACUGCCCCUCCCUCCUCCGAGCUCCAUGCCCGAGACUUGCCGAGCAGUAGUGCCACUGGGGCACCUCGUGACACUUGCGAGGGUGACUGUGGGGAACUCCCCGGAAGCAAGAUGACUCCGGUCACUGCCUCAGAAAAGGCCAGUAAGGAGGAGGUGCUCCAAGCGAUUCGUGAUCUACCGCCGUACCUCGACGUGAUGGAGAUCGGAUUCCGCCUCUACUCGAGGUUCAGGCUGCGGGAGCCGGCUCUGCAGAAGCUACUCGGGCACAGUCUCGCGACCCUCGCGCGCAAGCACAACCGGCCCGCACUCUCUGAAGGCGACGCGCAGUGGGUUCUUUCUGUCGUGGGAAAAGGCACUAGUCCCGCUGAAGGAGGGCAGUCACAGCUUGACUGGCUACAUACGCUUAACCGCAGAGGGAUUACCUCGGCCCUUGUGACCGAGUGCCUGGAUCGCCCCGACCGACUCUUCCGCCGGCUCAGUGAGGGGCGCCCUCUGGCGCUGCGCACCGGCCUGGAAUAUGGAUUCGAGGACGUCCUCACGCGCGAAGUGCGGGAUGCCCUACAGCCUGACCCCGGUGUCUCUCGUCCCUCGCCGGGGCCUCUUCCUGGGAUGCGCUCAACAGGUAGCACCUCGAUCAAGGGCGGUAUGGGUCCACCGUCUGGCCCUCCUCCUCGCCUAGCUGGAAAAGGUGUGCUGCCUGAAGCUGCGGCGCCUACCGAUGCUAGAUGCGCCAUGCGUCUCCCACGUGCGCCUUGCUCUCGCGAGAAGGGAGAGGGGACGCCUUCGCUCCUCACGCUGGACGGCGCCUCCUCCCAAUCGGUUGAAGUCCUGCCGGAUACACCGCCAUCCCAGUCCCAGUCGGCGGAAUUCGCCGGCGGUGACGCCACCCCCUGGGGUGAUGACGACUUGCCCUGAGACGACACCGAAGAUGUCACGGCUUUGGGCCUUCGGGCUGUGACAUGGAACGUACGGGGCCUGCGAAACAAGACCAGCGAAGUCCUCCGCGCGCUGGUUCACUGGGACGUUGACAUCGCAGGCCUCACGGAGGUCCACCUUGAGGACGCCGAUCUGCCGCUGCUCGUACGGCAAUUCGGAAAAUAUGGAUAUGAGGUGCUUGCGCACAGUCUGCGGAAUCACCACGGGGGCGGUGUCCUUCUGCUUGGACGCUCAAGACACCUCGUGGUUAGCCCUCAUACCGGCUUUCGGAAAGUAGCUCGACUACCCGCACUAGUCGAGGCUGCAUCGCGGACGCUUCUCAUCCCGACCGUGGAUGGUUGGCAGGAACUCUUAGUUACCGUCGCGUACGUCUCCCCCUGCGUCCGUGACUUGACCCGCGUGGAGCGGGAUGCGCUUCUACCUGGGUCCUCUGCUGCGCUUCUCCUUGGUGACCUCAAUGCUGAGCGAAAACCCUGGCUCGAGCGCUGGCAUGAUGAGGGCACGCUGUGGCGCCUCAGUGGGCCAAACCUCCGCACCUAUCCAGCGCGUCAGCCGCAGAGUUGUCCAGAUGUGAUCCUCUACCGCCCGGCACCCACUGGCGCUUGCCUCUUCCCCGACAUGUACAUGACUGAUGGAGCGGAGAUGCCCGCGGAAGCCUUACGAAGUGUCGUCUCGGAUCCUCCCUCUCUCUGUUGACCUCCAUGCCCAUUGUGCCGCGCGUGGGCACGAUGCAGCGCGCAACGAUCAGCCGCGGCACGACCUCCGCCUUCUCACCGGGGCGAGGUUGCAGCGGGCCCAGGACUACCUCCGGCAUGCACUCGGCUCGGCCCCUGACGCCCAAACUGCGGACUUAGAGCAGAUGGAUGGUGAGGAGAUGACUGCCCGGCUAGACACCGUCCUCCGGGCCGCUUACUCUGAGUGUCGCAUCUGGAGACCGACUGCCAGAGGCCCAGACGGACUCAGUGGUGACUUUGACCGCCGCUAUGCGUGGCAUCCGUCAAUCAACGACUUCAAGCGUGCACGGGACCGAGGAGAGCUUCACCGUGCGCGAACUCUGGCCACCCGGAUACGGCGAGAUGGGUGGCGGCGCUACCUCUCCUCCCGCAACUGGGAUGACCUCACGGGCCUGUGGCGAUACAUAGCGAAGGAAGACGGGCGCUCUGGCUGGAAUCGUGACGAGGGCCUUACCAAGCCGCUGUUCUUGCAUGGUGCAUGGCAUCACAGCCCCGAAGAUAAGGCCAAUGCGCUGGGUAGAGCCUACAGGGACAAGUUCUCAAUGCCCCCACCUGACGGCGCUCAGGGUCAAACUGGUGCUCGGGUCUUUCCAGGGGUGCGACUCGUGCGGAAAGUCACGGAGGACGAGGUCAGACGGGCGGUCUCUGCAGUUGACGCUGCUCGCGCGCCUGGUCCUGAUGGAUGGACGUCAGCAGCAUACCGUGACCCCGCCGUUAUACGAUGCCUUGCACUCCUCUUUUCAGUCGUCUUGGAUGCUGGUGCGCUGCCGCCCACUUUCACUGACUCCGUCAUCGUGUUCUUGGCAAAGCCCGGCCGUGACCUGACGCAGUUCAAAUCUUGGAGGCCGAUCACCUUGACUAACUCGCUCACGAAAAUCCUGGAACGGGUUGUACUGUCGCGCAUUGAGGAGACGGGUUUUGAAGAAGACCCACACCAGUACGCCUACGCCCCAGGGCGCAACUGCGAGCAGCUGCUUGUAGAGCUUUUUGAUCGCGCAACGACAAACGGCGACAAAGAGCGGGCCAUUAUUGGCACGGACAUCCAGGGCGCCUUCGACUCGGUGGACCACUCCACGCUGCUGAACAGGUUGGGCGCCACGCUUACCCUGGAGCCGGCGAUCACUCGCUUCGUUGCGUUAUGGCUUGAUCGGCGCUUUCGGGUACGCCUUGGCCCUGGUGUCUCCACUUGCUACCGCCUCCAUCGUGGCAUCCCGCAAGGGGGCAUCUUAAGUCUGUUCUUGUGGAACUUAAUGGUGCGCGGCUUCUCCGCUCAGCUCAACCAACUUCCUGGGACCUAUCUUCGCUUCUACAGUGACGACGGUACGCUCCACGUUUUGGGUGCCACUCGAGCUGAGGUCGCUACACGCGCGCGGCAUGCCCUCACUCGGCUCUCUCAGCUCCUGGAAACGCGAAAGCUCAAGCUCGAACGGAGUAAGUGUGAAUGUCUCUGGUUGAACCUUCCUGAGCGCCCUCAUCGGCGACCGCAAGACGACCGUCUCCCUGGAUCGAAUCCCCCUAGACGAGCGGAAGUGGACGCUGACUGGGGUGCCGAUGGGCUCCUUGACCUCGGUGGCGCUACUACGGUCCGAUCUCUGCGAGUGCUUGGCGUUCUCAUCGACCCCGGCUUCACCUUCACUGACCACCUCGAGUACGUUGUGUCGAAGUGUCAGCGACGCGUGCAGGUGCUGCGCCGGCUGGCAUCCUCCUCCUGGGGCCUCAGCACUGCCAUCUUAGCACAUACGGCGUGUGCCUUAUUGCAUCACGUUGCUUGCUUCGGUAUCGUCGCGAUCGGCCCGUAUGUCGACCAACGUGCGGCGCGGAGGUACGGCGUCCGGAUCGGUCAUGUGGCGGCGCGCUUGGUCCUUGGUGUUUCCCGCACUGUCCGACGCGAGGCCCUGUACACCCUCUCUGGCCUCUCCUCUUACCUCAACUUGUACCAGCAACGGGCGGCCACCUUCCUGGAUAGCGUCUUACGUGGUCCUUCUACAAGUUUCCGGUCUUCGCUGCUGACGCGACACGCUUGGCUUCGCCCUACUCACGUGUUGGGGUCUCCCGCUGACACUCACCCGGUCUCCUGGAACGAACCGGUCUCGCACCCCUUGGCCAGCGGCUGCGCGCGUGCCGCUGUUGUCGCCGCAUUAGGUAAUCUCGCGGACAACCACUAUGCCUCCGCCGCGUGUCGUGGAGCCAUCUGGUGUGGCGCCUCUGUUGCCCCUGCUGUCUCUCGUGCGCACGUUUGGGUUACAACUCCGGCCACGACUGCCCGACCACUGGCGCACACCAUGGCGCCGGAGCUCUCCGAUAACCAAACCCGGCGGCUCCCUGCGGCUUGGACAGCUGUCGGCGCUCAGCUUUUGCGUGGUAUUGGCUGGUCACCCAAUCGCAUAACGCCCCUGCGGCCUUUCCGCUCCUCGGUUCACUCCCGUCCGGUUGUCUUCCACCUUGAUGGGAUUCUCCCGCCUCAGCUCGGAGACGUCACGACGAUUCUGGCUACGGAUGGCGCACACCUCCCGGGAACUCCUUACGGUGCGCACGCUGCUCUCAUAGUCGGUCGCGGGGUUCCCUCUUCCGGUCAGGAUUCGACGCUCCCUUCUGAGCUUGCUUGCGUCGCUGUCAACGGUGCGCUCAGUGCUUGGCACAUGGAAAUUGCUGCUGCUGCGCGUGGUUUUCGGCAGGCUCUCCUCGCUGCUUCUCGUGACUCCGCUGACCCGCUGGCCCUCGGGCCGCGCUCCUUGCUCUGGGUGUUCGACUGCCUGGGAAGCGGGCAACUCCUGGCCAACCGGCACCUUGGGCAUGAGCGGUCUUGCGCGUCUGAGCACGAGCUGCUGGACCUCUUCGCGCGUUGCUGUGCGGUGUACGAUACCGCUGCUGUCCACUGGACUCCGUCGCACAUCGGGAACCCGGUCAACGACGUGGCUGACGUUGCUGCUGGGGCCCUCCUCAAGUACGCUCCUGCUGCUGGGUGCACUCCUCCGCUUCUCUCCUCUGUGAACGUCAAAGGGGCGAUUAAGGUCUUGCUUGCCGCCGAGGAGCACCGACUGCUUGUCACCUUGGACCACCAGCAUGACAGUGCUAGUGGCGACGUUCUUGCUGCGCUGCAGCUAUCCCGCUCGUCUGCGCGGGCGUUGUUCUUACGGCUCUGCCAGGAUCCCUCUGAUGUCUCUGCGGAACCGGAUGGGGCUGGGGCGCUUGCGCCGUUGGAGGCUCGCUGCCCCCGAGAGGUGCAGACCUUUGCCGCCGAGUUACUGUCUGGGUCGCGCUUCAAACACGCUGGCCCCUUCGGUCUGGAGCCUGUGGCCUGCUACUGUGGUGAACAGGACACGCCUCGCCACUUCUUCGGGAAGUUCUGCGCGGAUGUCACGCAGUUACGUACAACUGAGGCACUCGCGGACCUCGUUCGCUGCGCGCAUGUAGUUGAGCGCGCUGCUUGGGUGGAGCACUACGACGACCUCUUCGGGGAUGGUCUCGCUGUUGUCUAGGUUUCCGGCCUUUCGGUGGUGCGGUGCCUCGCUUUGACUGGUUUGGCUUUUCCUCUUUUUGCGGCUUACCUCUCUGCUAUUUCAUUCUACGGGACUGUGGGUUGCGGUCAGUGAUGCAUUGGCUUUUCGGAAACUAUACGAGCGAGCGGCGGCACUGUGCAGGAGUGUCGCUGCUCCCUUCCCGCGCACUUAGUAAGUGCUGGCCUGCUGCUGUCGUUGAGCUCUCGCUCCACACUACGACGCGGCUCGCCGCGGGGAGGUCCGGCGCUUUGGGGCUGCCUUGGCGCGGCGCACCGGCUUUCGACUAAAUGCCCCUGACGAUGUUUCUCUGCUUUUUUCACCGCUGCACCUGCUUACCCUUUUUCGGUGUUGGUUCGAGGUCUCUGGCUUCUUCUUACUUACCAUGACGGCACCGGCAAACGCACCCGGACCGCGGCGCCUCCUGUUAGGACUCUCCUGUAUUUGCCUAACGCGUCGCUGUGCUUCAGAUUCCGCCCACCGGGCCGUCUGUAGGUCUGUGGAUAACCGUCUAUCCUUCUCCUAAUAAUAAUAAUACUUGGGAAUACAACAAUUUUCAAAGAAAGAUGUUCCAAGUAGUCUACCUCGAAGAUCAAGAUGAAUAAGUACCACAAGAAAGAAGACAACUACCCUUCUAAUUUCAGCGGAGGAAAGGUCGCGUGUGCGCAUUAUACUAAUGUCUGGUAGCAAAAGAAGUACAAGUAGUCCUAGCACGAGGAGGUCUGAACAACAACAAACUACUGAAGCUAAAAACUACGGAGGAGCUACCUGGAGUGUCAUUUCUAGUACGUCGAUGCUAAGCGACGAGCUUCCACCUGCUUGUAUGAUGCCACUCAUUGAGAAUCCAAGUUUUUAGAGGGGAAUGUCGUUCAAUCCACCUAAAAAAGAAGGGCCCAAAGAAGGGGAACGACGUUCCCAUGUCGACGCUCUCAAUGAGUGGCAGCAUUCACUGCUACGACAUCAGAUGAAGCGAUCGACGUCCGACAGAGCGAACGUCCUCUCCUCGCUGGAGAAGAUGGGCUUCCAAAUUUCAUUGCUUAUUACUGUGUAGAUGGCACAGUCCGCGCAGUAGCGUCUAUGGGGGUACAGGAUCCAGUUACAGUUGCAGUGGGCGAAAUGAUGAAGCGAUCCAAUCCGAUCACAGAAUUAAGGGUAGUUUAUCACUAUCCCAAGUGGACUAUACUGAGUGAAAUCCCCCCUGAGCUGAAGGGGAAAAUUGAGGCGGAAUAAAGGGGCAACUCACUCGACCAGGGAUAGUGAAAGACUACCUCUAAAAGAGGCCGACAUAAAAGCAGGCAUUUGUCCGAUAGAUUUGCUGCGGGAGUUGAAUAGUUGUCGGACAAAGACAUGAGAGGGGGUGCUUAUUGUUCAAUUGUAAUAUACAUAGGUUUUUUGCGGGAGGAGUUGAGUACUUAGUUGUUAUUCAAAAUCAACCACAUAGAUAAGAUGAGGGGGCGUUUGUCCGAUAUUGGAUUUGUUGCAUGAGGAGUUGAAUAGCAAAAAUAGUUCAAAACACAGUAGUUGUAGUGCAACAUAUUUGACUGUGCAACUCUUGAGGACUACUUUAUACAAGAAAGUAGAGCAGCAUUCUUCGAAUUCGAGAACGACGACAACGAUAAUCUUCUGCCAUGAUAGAGAUUACGAUGAUUUCUUCUCAUGAGCAUGAAGAUUCAUCGUGAUCAUUUUUAUGUUGACAUCGAUCCAGCACUGUUGUUGACAUUUUCACCUGUGCGAAAAAUUACUUAUUUGAGCUGCACUGAGACUGAUGAUGAGCCGUGUCCGUGUG
Amoebophrya sp. A25 is the source of this 10762-nucleotide messenger RNA. Lineage: Eukaryota; Dinophyceae; Syndiniales; Amoebophryaceae. The record is from the annotation of a GenBank genome assembly.